AGCGCGGCCGCCCGCCCCAGGAGCUGCGCACGCGAUGCCCGCUCGGCCGGGGGGGUCCUGAGCUGCCCCCCGUGUGCCCGGCCCCAUAGCGGGACCUCUGGGUCGGGACGGACCGCCCAGAGUGCACCCCUGGGUGCUGGUGCUGCAGCAGGGCUAGGCAUGGCUGUAAUAGGGCGGCGGGACGGCCUGGCACCCCGCACCCACCCCAGGAGACCCCACGGUGCCGGGUGCUGGUGGCCGUGGCGGGUGCUGCUCCUGGCCUGGCUCAGCCUGGGUUGUGGCAUCGUCACCACACAGGUCCCAGUCCCAGGAGGAGCAAUGUGGGCCCCUGAGCCCCCCACCCACGCUCGGCCCCGCCGGCAGCCAGCCCAGGGUGCGUGGGGGCCGUGGGGGCCAUGGAGUGUCUGCUCCAGCUCCUGCGGGGACGGCGUUGCGUUCCGCACCCGGAGGUGUCUGCGCUCUGCCGAGGAGGAGCCGUGCACAGGGGACCAGCGGCAGUACCGGCUCUGCCAGCUGCAGGGCUGCCCUGGCGGCUCGGUGCCGUUCCGUGCCAUGCAGUGCUCCCUAUAUGACGACAAACCCGUGCAGGGCAUGCAGACCCGGCACCGCUGGGUGCCCUUCUAUGGAGCCCCCAACGUCUGUGACCUCAACUGCUUGGCUGUGGGGCACAACUUCUACUACACCUUUGGCCGAGUGCUGGAUGGCACCCGCUGCAGGCCUGGCUCCACGGAUCUGUGCGUCGGUGGGCGCUGCCUGAGCGUUGGCUGUGAUGGGAUCCUAGGCAUGGGUGCACAGACCCGUGUCUGCAGCCGGUGCAGUGGCGGGCAGGAUGGGUGCCUCUUUGUGCAUCGCCUCUUCCAGGACACGGAGCCCUUCUCCGGUCAUUUUGGGUACAUGAAUGUGACCAAGAUUCCCGCUGGAGCCACCAACAUCAAGGUGACGGACAAAAGCCGCAACUUCCUUGCCCUGAUGAGGAGCAACGGACGCUACGUGCUCAAUGGGGACUGGUCCAUCGCCUGGCCGGGGCCCUACGAGGCAGCUGGCACACAGCUGCUCUACGCCCGCAGCCCCGACGGGACCGAGAGCCUGGAGGCACCGGGACCCACAGAUGAGGACCUCCAUGUGCUGGUGCUGCUGCAGGAGCCCAACCCAGGCAUUGAGUAUGAGUUCUGGCUGCCCCGCGGGCACCCCCAGCACAGCGUGGUGGACACCAGUGCCCUGCGGCAGCCCCAGCCCCGUGGGGCCGGCAGCCCCCCGCCGGCUGAGCCCCCACUCCCCACAGUGCCCCCCAGGGCCCGGGGCCCCAUCACAGAGCCACUGCCACCGCAAAGCCCCCCUGGGGUCAGAGCUGCUGCAGGGCGAUGCGGGCGGUGCCGUCCACCCAAGGGACGCUCCCAGCGCAUCCGGCACUUCUGCCAGAGUGACUUCGUGUUCCGAGCACGGAUCCUGGCACGGCGCUCGGUGGGGCAGGAGAUGCGCUACGAGGUGCAGGUGGUGACACCGUACCGGCACCGCUUCCCCAUGGUACCGCGGGAGUACGUCUGGGUGCCGGACACGUGUGGCUGCCCCACGCUGCUGGGGGGCCACGAAUACGUGCUGAUGGCACGGCGGCACGUCAACUACGAGCACACGCUGAACCGCAUCCUGCUGCAGCGCGACGGCUACGCACGGCCGUGGUCGCCCCGCGAGGAGCGCGCGGUGCGGGACGCGGAACGGCACUGUGCCCACCUGCAAUGAGGCUGCAGGGAUGGGGGACCCCAGUGGGGAUGGGGGGACGGGACCCCUCC
Molecule: messenger RNA, 1787 nt
Organism: Meleagris gallopavo (turkey)
Lineage: Eukaryota; Metazoa; Chordata; Aves; Galliformes; Phasianidae
Gene: ADAMTSL5
Product: ADAMTS like 5
Biological process (GO): proteolysis; extracellular matrix organization
Cellular component (GO): extracellular matrix
Molecular function (GO): protein binding; metalloendopeptidase activity
Source: RefSeq, a predicted model, not a curated record